Molecule: messenger RNA, 1938 nt
Organism: Pseudozyma flocculosa PF-1
Lineage: Eukaryota; Fungi; Basidiomycota; Ustilaginomycetes; Ustilaginales; Ustilaginaceae
Exons: 1
Coding region: 1-1938 (645 amino acids)
Biological process (GO): carbohydrate metabolic process
Molecular function (GO): beta-glucosidase activity
Source: RefSeq, a predicted model, not a curated record
AUGUCGCCCCCUCCUCGUCACCAGGGCUUUGCCUGGGUCGCUCUCCUCUCGCUCGUCGCCACCGCCAUCCUCGCCGCCACCACCGCGUCGGCCUUCCCCACCAACUUCGACGCGUCGGCCGACGACGUCCUCGCCGCCCGCGCCGCCGUCGAGCCCGCCGCCCUGUGGGAGCGCGACGACAGCGACAGCAAGCACGGCCAGCACGGCGGCAGUUCGAGCGGCAAGUACGCGCAGUUCAAGAAGCCCGACUACUCGAAGCGCGGCCUGGACAAGCUCUGGGCGCUGCUCGAGGAUGCCCGGCCGGUCGAAAAGGCCCACGUCACCACGGUGCAGCCGCGGCCCUCGCAGGACGACAUCGCCGUGCCGCCCAGCCCGAGCAACCUCCUCGGCCUGUCGGACGCGUCGCAGUGGCCCGUGACCGACCCGGCGGUCAACAAGGCGCGCAAGUACAAGCUGCCCAAGGACUUCAAGUACGGCGUCGCCUCGGCCGCCUUCCAGGUCGAGGGAGCCGCAAAGGCCGACGGCAAGGGCCCCUCGCAGUGGGACUUUUGCGGCCACGUGACAAAGGGCUGCAUCGCCAACAACCAGACGGGCGACGUGACCGACAACCACUACUACAAGUUCAAGGAGGACAUGGCGCGCAUCGUCAAGAUGGGCGUCGACUCCUACUCGUUCUCGUUUGCCUGGUCGCGCAUCCUGCCGUUUGGCAACGGGCCCGUCAACCAGCCGGGACUCGAGCACUACGACGAGGUCAUCGACGAGGCCAUCGACCAGGGCCUCGAGCCCGUGGGGACCCUCUAUCACUGGGACUUUCCGCUGUCGCUCGAGUUCCAGUACGGCUCGUGGCGCGACGAGAGGAUGGUCGACGACUUUGUCCACUACGCCGCCACGGUGCUCCGGCGGUACGGCGACCGGGUCCGGACGUGGUUCACCUUCAACGAGCCCAACAACGUGUGCGGGCCGUACCUGAGCGGCUUCCCGCUCAACACGACCUACGACGGCGAGCUCGACGGCGCCCAGGCCUACUUUCACUGCGCGCGCAACCUCCUCCGCGCCCACGGCAAGGUCUACCGGCUGUACGAGGAGAUGCAGCGCAACGGCACGCUGCCAAAGGGGCAGAUGUCGAUGAAGAACGACAACUCGAUCGCCCUGCCGCACCGGCCGGGCAACGCCGAAGACAUCCGCGCCGCCAAGCGCCACGACGCCGUGCUCCUGGGCCUGUGGAGCGACCCGGUGUACAGCACGGGCGAGUGGCCGGCGAUCCUGCGCGAGACGAUCCCCACGUCGAUCCUGCCCGACCUGACCGACGAGGACCGGAAGCUCAUCCGGGGCACGGCCGACUUUUACGCCAUCGACCUCUACAGCGUCCGCGUCGCGCGCGCCACGCGCGCCCCGGGCGGGCUGGCGGCGUGCGAGCGCAACUCGUCGCACCCGGACUGGCCGCAGUGCGUGUCGAGCCUUCCGCCCGACUACCAGACCAUCUCGACCGACGACACCAAGGUGGGCGGGUGGCCGCUGGGCGAGCAGGCCGACGCCAAGGCGCCCUGGCUGUACAACUCGGCGGGCCUCGUGCGCAACUUUCUGCGCCAGAUCAAGGAGACGUGGAGCGGCGACAUGAAAAUCUACCUGAGCGAGGUCGGCUUCGCCGAGCCCCACGAAAACGACAAGCAGUACCUCGAGCAGAUCCGCCUCGACUCGGCGCGCACCCGCUACGCCCUCGACCAGCUCGACGAGUACGUCCUCGCCAUCCACGAGGACGGCGCCAACCUCGGCGGCGUCUUCUUCUGGUCCAUCAUGGACAACCUCGAGUGGAACCUCGGCCUCAACACGCGAUUUGGUCUCCAGUACGUCAACUACACCUCGCCCGGCCUCGACCGCGAGUACAAGCAGUCGUUCCUGCGCAUCCGGGACUACAUGAAGCAGAACCGGGAGCAGUAG